Messenger RNA from Pygocentrus nattereri (red-bellied piranha), 2341 nucleotides. It is a transcript of the gene bmpr1ba, whose product is annotated as bone morphogenetic protein receptor, type IBa. Lineage: Eukaryota; Metazoa; Chordata; Actinopteri; Characiformes; Serrasalmidae. The record is from RefSeq and is a predicted model, not a curated record. Gene Ontology annotation, molecular function: ATP binding; transforming growth factor beta receptor activity, type I; SMAD binding. Gene Ontology annotation, biological process: cellular response to growth factor stimulus; protein phosphorylation; BMP signaling pathway. Gene Ontology annotation, cellular component: plasma membrane; signaling receptor complex. The coding region runs from base 346 to 1932 and encodes 528 amino acids. The transcript has 13 exons.
GCUGGAUGGAAACAAGCAGUCUUACUUCAACACUGAGGAGAGGGGACAGCACAGGGACAAUAAAAAGGGUGAAACCCCUGUUCACACCCUGACAAAAAGCUCCAGUGCAGUGUCUGCUGCUGCAGGUGUUGGCUGCGUCCCGGCCUGGGCCCUCUGAGGGGAACGCUAUCUGAUCAGACUGCAGGGUCUGUGUCGUCGCCACUGUCCCCCGAGGCUCUCUGAGCCACAGGAAACAACACAUCAUUGACUGCAUCACACCUGAUAAACAGCAGAUGGUCAGUGUGAGGGCAGGAGGGUGAGGAGCUCCUGAGGACACUCAGGCACAGCGUGUGGUGAGCAGAGAAGAUGUAUCCCUGUGGGGGGGGCGUGGGGUGGACCUGUAUGAUCGUCCUGCUGGAGCUCAGUCUGCAGAGUGAAGCAGCGAAUGCUUUGGAUGCCAUCCUGCUGAGGAGUUCUGGGAAGGUGGAGGGAGUUCAGGACAUGGGAAGUGAUGCGGCAAUCCUACCUGAGCGUGUCCUGUGGUGCUACUGCUACCACCUCUGCCCAGAGUCCACCAACAACACCUGCAGGACGGAUGGUUACUGCUUCACCAUGGUGGAGGAGGAGGGGGAUACAGCUGUUCUCACAUCAGGCUGUUUGGGUCUGGUGGGGUCUGAAUUCCAGUGCAGGGACACAGGGAACUCCCGCCAGAGGAGAGUGCUGGAGUGCUGCACGGAUCAAGACUACUGCAACAAAGACCUGCACCCUGUACUGCCCCCCCUGAGGACCCCCAGUUAUAUAGGUGGAGAUAUUCAUCACAUCGCUCUCCUGAUCUCAGUCACCAUCUGCACCUUCAUCUUCACCUUCAUCAUCCUGUUCUGCUACUUCAGGUAUAAACGUCAGGUAUCAGCCACUCGGUACAGUCUGAGUCUGGAGAAGGAUGAGAGCUUCAUUCCAGCAGGAGAGUCUCUCAGAGACCUGAUAGAGCAAUCACACAGCUCAGGAUCAGGAUCAGGGCUCCCCCUGCUGGUACAGCGCACCAUAGCAAAGCAGAUCCAGCUGGUGCGGCAGGUGGGGAAGGGUCGCUAUGGUGAGGUGUGGCUGGGCCGCUGGAGAGGAGAGAGAGUGGCCGUUAAAGUGUUCUUCACCACAGAGGAGGCCAGCUGGUUCAGAGAGACUGAGAUCUACCAGACUGUACUGAUGAGACACGAUAACAUACUGGGGUUCAUUGCAGCAGACAUUAAAGGCACAGGCUCAUGGACGCAACUGUACCUGAUCACGGAUUACCAUGAGAAUGGUUCUCUGUACGAUUACCUAAAGUCCACCACUCUGGACACCUCGGCUGUACUCCGUCUGGCCCACUCGGCCAGCGCCGGACUGUGCCACCUGCACACCGAGAUAUUUGGCACCCAGGGCAAACCGGCCAUCGCCCACCGCGACCUCAAGAGCAAGAACAUCCUGGUGAAGCAGAACGGCAUGUGCUGCAUCGCUGACCUCGGCCUGGCCGUACGGUUCCUCAGUGACAGGAACGAGGUGGACGUUCCUUUAAACACUCGUGUGGGCACUAAGCGCUUCAUGGCUCCGGAGGUCCUGGAGGAGACUCUGAACCGGAAUCACUUCCAGUCCUACAUCAUGGCUGAUAUGUACAGCUUCGGCCUCAUCCUGUGGGAGAUUGCCCGACGCUGUGUGUCUGGAGGCGUGGUGGAGGAGUACCAGCUGCCGUACCAUGAAUACGUUCCUACAGAUCCGUCAUAUGAGGACAUGAGGGAAGUCGUCUGCAUCAAGAGAAUACGACCCCCGUUCCCCAACCGCUGGAGCAGCGACGAGUGUUUACGGCAGAUGGGGAAGCUGAUGAGCGAGUGUUGGGCCCACAGUCCGGCCUCCCGGCUCACCGCGCUGAGGGUGAAGAAAACGCUGGCUAAGAUGUCCGAGUCUCAGGACAUUAAACUCUGAGGGCCAGCUAGCGCGCUGCCACUGAGACUGCCACCAUGAUCCCACCCACAAUGCCCUGCUUUGGACUAGAGCAAUCCGUCUGGCUCUGACGAGUGUGAAAGCAGAGGAGAGUCCCUGACAGCACUUCUGAAGAUGAGCGGUUGAAGGCGUCUUCUUGUUUUCAGAGCAGCAGGUGUGGCAGGAUUCAGGGCUGAUCCUAAGAAGAGCUCCCUCUAGUGUGCAUCAGCCAAACAGCCCCGGAGCUGAAGGAGACGGACAGCACCGAGAACCGUGAAUGUUCCCUGUGAAUGACGCUAAAGCUAACGUGACUGGAUGAGGAAUUCACUCAGUGCCUUUGGGUUUGUUUCUACAGAUCACCCUGUGCAGUGCAGCGCUGCAUUUGUAGUGAUGUGAGAGAGAAAUGACUGAA